AUGACCACUCACGCGCUGCGCUUUCCCCCCUUUCCUCCAGUACCCCCAGGGACAGUGAUCACUCCGUUCGCGCAAUUUCGCGAAUGCGGGAUCCAGAUCGAGUUUGGUGCUGGGGAUGGAGAUAUCGAGCUUGACGGAAGGGGGAUUCCCACCAUAGAGCUUCGCACAAAGCAUGAUACAGAUGAAAGCAAGAGCGAAGCUCGUAAGAGAAAGAAAAGUCGGCAGCGACAGAAAGAUCGAGAGGAAGAGGAACAAAGGGCCCGUCAACGAGUAACGAACAACAGUGGCCCCAAGACCCCUGCGACGUUGGGGAAGCCUCUGAUCAAAGAAUGGUGGCAAGAUUGGGAAGAAGGCGAGAAUCUACGGCGUUCUACGGUUGCUCUUUCGUCUACACCAUUAGAUCGUAUUUCCGAAGUUGUACAUGACUUCUGGAAGCAUAGGAGGUGGCCUCCGCAUUCUCUUGGAGUCUUUCAUUCUUGGGAUAAGUUCAGGUAUUACAUUGGGAUACUUGACAAUCCAGAUCAGCAGGUACCUGGCCUCAAAUCGAAGCACAAGUCUGGUGAAGCAGACGAAGACGAAGAUAUCAUAUCCGAUGAGGAAUUUGAUGAGGGCCCUACCGUUGACAAUGUGCACGGCGCCGAGCGCGCUCGUCCUGAACGAUCCGAUGCCGAUGUGCUUAAACCGCCUCUGCAUAAAGGCCCAUCCGCUGAGGAGAAACUCGCUGCCUUCUUAGCGGACCCCGUUGGAUCCACUAAAGUCUUUCUUUCGUCUUAUAUGCGAGUCCGAGGGAUCAUGUGGGCCGAGCGCAAUUUGGUGUACGUACCCCGGCUGCUCAUGUUUUUCUUCGAGUACGUCUUGAGAUCGGCGGUAUUUGACACAAGCCGCAACCCCUUCCAAGCCGACGGUUACCCUCAAUCAGAGAUCGACGAGAUCCACCAAGAUAUGAAACGUAUCCAGGAAGGAAUGGUCGCUUCACUCGAGGUCGCAAAGCAAGCACUUGCUGAGCUUCCAUUAACCGCGGUGUUGGCGCAAUCAACGGAUCCAUGGGCCUUGAGUGACGCUGCUAAGGAUCACUGGGGCACGAAGGCCAAUGGUUAUCAGCAAGUAGCCUACGUGCCCCCAAUUGUUUACCCGGACACUAGCAAGGACGAACCAGCUGCAAAUCCUGAAGCGGAAGACGGCGUGGUGGAAGUGGAGAGGCGUGUUGUGGAGGUAACAGGAAUUGUUCAAGAGGACGAUCACGGAGGCAGGAAGAAGAAGGGGAAGUAUAUCGGUGCGGAACCAACAUCCAAGCGGGUCAAACUCGAUGCGAGUGUUGAAGAAGACGACAUCGAAGUAAGCGUGAAGCGGAUUGCUUCGAAGGCAGAGCUGGGUAGUAUGAACGUCGACGCCGUCGUCAAUCCUCCCUGGAUGAAGCCGAUCGAGGGCGACAUUGAAGUGGUUGAGGAAAUGACACCCAUCGUGGAUGCUGUAAAUGAUGUUCCCGAGGGGUGGGGCAACUGGGGCGAUGCGAGCGAAGGAGACUGGGGGUCCUCGACGGGUGUCUGGGGCCAGGAAGGCAACGGUCAGACCAGCACAGAAGAUUGGGACCAGACUACAUCCGCAGCUGAUUGGCUGGCUACAUCUGUGCCAAAGCUGACGGAUGUCCUCGGUGGUCCCACGACCUUACCCGAAACCCAUACACCGGGCGUUGUAGAAUCGUCAAUGCGCCGAAUCAAAGCGGUGUUGAGGCCGGGAGAAGGAGUAGCCGAGAAGUACCUGGGAGGUGAGGUGAAGUUCGACUCGAAGGACCCCGAGGAGAUGGAGGCAGAGCUGGGCCGCAGAUUUUUGCGUGUCGUUCUGGAGCCGUGGUUGUACACCGACGUAAAGCAGGAAGUAGGAGACAGAUCCCGCGGACGCGUCGAACGGCGCAUUCCCGCUCCGCAUGUCCAACGAAUCCCUGGAAUGGGAUUGCCAAUGUCCGGUGGGCACAGAAUCACGAAGGUCCACAAUAUGCUUGGGGACGACAUCACGAUCCUCAUCGAGGCGAAAGGAUCCAAAGGGGCGGAGACGAUCGAGUUGUUCGAGAAGGCUGUUGGCAUGGGUUUGGGCGGGUACUUCAUUGAGCUCGCUAGGAUAGAGGACGACGACAAAGAUGAGGAUUCUGACAUCGAGAUGGAGGACUGGGAUGAAAGGGUUAAUGCCGGAGAAGGAAACGAUUGGAGGCGUUACUGGUACAUGGAGGAGUUGACGAGGGUUUACCCAAGUUACUGGUCGCCAUUGGGUUUGAAGGCAAAGGGGGGUGAGAAAUGA
Messenger RNA from Pleurotus ostreatus (oyster mushroom), 2292 nucleotides. RefSeq lists its product as uncharacterized. Bases 1 to 2292 code for a protein of 763 amino acids. The transcript is spliced from 4 exons. The record is from RefSeq and is a predicted model, not a curated record. Lineage: Eukaryota; Fungi; Basidiomycota; Agaricomycetes; Agaricales; Pleurotaceae.